This is a messenger RNA of Aspergillus chevalieri, 789 nucleotides long. RefSeq lists its product as uncharacterized. Gene Ontology annotation, cellular component: nucleus; cytoplasm. Gene Ontology annotation, biological process: proteasome-mediated ubiquitin-dependent protein catabolic process. The transcript is spliced from 3 exons. The record is from RefSeq and is a predicted model, not a curated record. Gene Ontology annotation, molecular function: protein binding. Lineage: Eukaryota; Fungi; Ascomycota; Eurotiomycetes; Eurotiales; Aspergillaceae. Bases 1 to 789 code for a protein of 262 amino acids.
AUGUCCCCAGAUACCCCCUCAACAACCACGCCACCAUGGCAUCAGUUUGAGCGGAAGGUCGAUGAGGUCAAGCCAUCCAAGACUGAUAUCAAUUAUCUAGUCAUGGACUACCUCAUCACCAAUGGUUACCCAGCUGCUGCGAAGAAAUUCGCAAUAGAGGCUAACAUCCAACCCAAAGCAGACGUGGAAUCUAUUCAGGAACGGGUAGAUAUCCGCACUGCUAUCCAUUCCGGCGAUAUCCAGUCUGCGAUCGAGAAGAUCAAUGAGCUCAAUCCUCAGAUCUUGGAUGAGAACCCGUCACUGCACUUCGCUUUACUGCGUUUGCAACUGGUAGAAUUGAUCCGCAAAUGCUCCUCUACACCAGACGGAGACAUCAGCCCUGCUUUGGAGUUUGCCACUUCUCAACUCGCACCCCGGGCCCCCACCGACCCUCAAUUCCUUGAGGACUUGGAGCGGACACUUUCUCUUCUGAUCUUUCCGACGGAGAACUUGGCACCCUCCCUUGCUCCUCUUCUACACCCAGACUUGCGUAAGGAGAUUGCCACACGUGUCAACGAGGCCAUCCUACAAUCCCAGGGUGCUCGUAAAGAGGCUCGCCUGCGGAACUUGGUCAAGCUGCGCGCUUGGGCGGAGCAGAAGGCCCGAGAGGCUAAAAAGAACAUCCCCGAGAAGUUGGACAUCGGACUUGACGGGAACGAUAACACUGUAAACGCUGGUGAGAAUGGCGCCGGCGCCGCUAGCGACACUGUAAUGACCAGCAACGGGGACAUUGACCCGAUGAUCUCUUAA